CCAGACUUAAAAAAAAUAACCUAACCUAUGGAUAUUAUUUAAUUUAAUCAACAAAAAACAACAACAUCAUCAAAUAUAUUCUACAUCAACAUAUUUAUUUAUAAUAUAAUUUAUAUUAAGUUUUCUACAUCAUAAAAUCUAUAAAAAAUAAUCACCUAUUAUUUUAAAAUUAUUUAAAAAAUAAAAAAAAAAUCAGCAACAACCAACCCCAAUCAUCAACUACCACAACAAGUAUUAUUAGGAUACAAUACAUCAUCAGCAUACUUCCCCUACUGAGGCAAUAACAACUACAAGUGAGAAAAAGGGAUAACUCAACAAUAAAAACAAAAUUUCCAUUAAAAAAUAAAAAAAAUCACAAAAAAUUAUAUAUAAAACAAAAUAAUAUUAAAAAUAUUAAAAAUUAUAUUCAUCUAAAAAUUAAACAAAAAAAAAAAAAAAUAAAACAAACAACCCCUAGGAUUAUCUUAAGGCAACAGAAGCAGGUUUAAGGACAACGUGACAACAGCAAUUGAAAUCAGAGGAUAUAAAAAAACAACAACAACAUACAUAUAUUAUCAUUAUUACAUGCUAUAUAACAAAUUAUAUAUACAUAUAUUUCUAUAUAUCAGAAAAAAAUCAACAAAUUUUCGGCUUAAGGACCUUAAAAAGGAUGUGGUGAGAGAGCUCGAAAAAAAACAUAAAAAUUUUUGAACCAUUUUUUCCUUUGGCAGUAAUUUAAGGCAGUUUAAGGAUAUGCAACAUUGAAGGCUGAUCAAAUAUUUUGAAUAAAAUUUGAAAUACAAAUCUAAAAUUUAAGCUAAGUCUAAGCAAAGCUAGAAGCAAAGGUUGGAGAAGUAAGAGAAAAAAAAAAACAAAAAAGAGAAAAAUUCCAGGAUCAAAUCAAGGAUAUCAUCAUCACAACACACAGAGGACAUACACCUACACACACACCCUCAAGAGAAGAGACUGAUUUUUUUAUAAGGAUAACAAAUUUGUAGCUCAUAAGGAUUUAAACCUAAAAAAUAAAGGGAGUCAAAGCUAAAUCAGAAGCCAGCCAUAGAUCAAAAAACAAAAAAAAAAUUCUUUAAGGUUUACUCAAGUCAGCAACAACAACAACAAAAACAAGUGAUUUGGAUAUAAUCCACCCAGCAAACAAAAAAAUACAAAAUAGUUUUGGAACAAAGUUAUAUAUUUUUCUAAAAAAAAUCCAAGGAGAAGCCCCGCUCCCCCCUCAAAAAAAAAAAAAAAAAGAAAAAAUGUUGAAAAAACUGAGAUGCCUAGAGGCAGCGGCCAAUUUGGCUAGAGAGGCCAAUGCCAAUACGAGUAAUAACAACAGCAAUGGGGUUGGCAACCCUGGGGGUAGUGCUCAGGCAAAUACCUCCACCACCACCCUGGCUCCGGGGAUAAAAAUCAUCAAAACCGAACCCCUGGACUAUGAGAUGCUACAUCUCGAGGAAAAGGAUCUGCGAGAGCGUCAAAUGUCCUCCGACAAUAAUGCCGCCAACAUGAUUUCCACAGCAACCCAACCCCCGCCUCCCCCGCAGCGUUACCAACAUGUACAAGUUCAAACCGUACCUCCACGUCAGGGCAUUACCAACAACGGCAACUCUCAGAAGGUCAUUCUCACACCACGUGUGGAAUAUGUACAAAUACCGCUUAGCGGGGAGCAGCGUUCAGGGACGGGCGGGACAGGACAGCAGAUAAUUAUUACCCGAACCCUGCCCUCCUCAGCUGCUGCCGCCGCCACAGUCUCUUCAACGGGGUCUCCGGGGCAUCACAUCUCACGGCGUCACUCCGCCAGUCCCUCGCAAUAUCAUCGAGUUUCAUUGGCUGUAUCCCACAGUCAGAAUAGCCACUCAGCGCCUUCAUCACCACCGCCUUUACAUCACCAGCAACAGUCACAACAACAACAACCAUCACAGCAAUCAUUGAGCUCAGGUUCCCUAGCCUCAAACCAACAGUUUCAACAGCAACCACAACCGUCGCAGCAACAUGUGCGCGUCAUACGCGAUGGCCGUCUCUAUGAGGAGUCGACCACCACCAUUGCCUGUGCCAAUAGCCUGAGAAGGCAAUCGGUUUCACCGCCGCCCUUGCAACACUACUCGCGUUCCGCGCCGGUUUCACCAGCCAACGGCGGGGCUGUCGGUCUGAUAAGACGUUACACGCCUCAAUCCGGGUCAUCGUCUUCGCCGUCAUCGCCACCACCGCCGCCGCCUCCACCUCCGCCACCGCCAACACAAAGUUCGGCGGCCUCCUCCUCCUCGUCUUCUUCAGGAAAUCCCGUUACAGUUUCCAGCAGUAGCGGUCAUCACUUAACAAAUUCUACGUCUUCUUCUUCCUCCUCCUCCGCCUCCGCCGUUUCGAAUUCUUCCACAAAUUCCUGUACCUCCAACAAUACUGCCAUGCGUCCACCACCACCACCGCCGCCACCAAAAAUCAAACACACCUCUGCCUCCCUGGGUCUGGGUGGUACACAUCAUGCAGUCGUUAUAGGUGGUGGUCCCGGCAACUGUAUGGCCGACAGAUCAUCGGCCAUGGCCUGUUCUCCAUCCUCAUCAUCGGGGUCGUCAUCGUCAGCAGCCUCAUCCUCUAUGGGUUCCCAUCAACAGCAGACAUCAAUGUCCAGCUCUAGUUCAAUGGGUCUAAAUGGCAGCUGUGAAGAGCCAUCCAGCUCGAUACCAGAUUUAGAAUUUGAUGGCACCACAGUCUUGUGCCGUGUCUGCGGCGAUAAGGCUUCCGGCUUUCAUUAUGGUGUCCAUUCGUGUGAAGGCUGCAAGGGCUUCUUCCGUCGCUCUAUCCAGCAAAAGAUUCAAUAUCGCCCCUGUACAAAAAAUCAACAAUGCAGCAUAUUGCGCAUCAAUCGCAAUCGCUGCCAAUAUUGUCGGCUGAAAAAAUGCAUUGCCGUCGGCAUGAGUCGAGAUGCUGUGCGAUUUGGUCGCGUGCCGAAACGUGAAAAGGCUCGCAUAUUGGCCGCCAUGCAACAGUCCACACAAAAUCGUGGCCAGCAAAGAGCUUUGGCCUCUGAAUUGGAUGACCAGCCUCGUCUCCUGUCGGCUGUGCUAAGGGCCCAUUUGGAUACCUGCGAGUUUACCAAAGAAAAGGUAGCCGCCAUGCGCCAAAGAGCCCGUGAAUGUCCUUCCUAUUCAAUGCCAACAUUAUUGGCCUGUCCCCUCAAUCCCGCCCCCGAAUUACAAUCAGAACAGGAAUUCUCCCAGCGUUUUGCCCAUGUCAUACGUGGCGUCAUUGAUUUCGCCGGCAUGAUACCCGGCUUCCAGCUGCUCUCACAGGACGACAAAUUCACUCUCCUCAAGGCCGGUCUCUUCGAUGCUCUGUUCGUGCGCCUCAUCUGCAUGUUCGAUAAUUCCAUCAACAGCAUUAUCUGCCUGAAUGGCCAAGUUAUGCGUCGUGAUGCCAUACAAAAUGGUGCCAAUGCCCGUUUCCUGGUCGAUUCCACGUUCAAUUUUGCGGAACGCAUGAACUCCAUGAAUCUGACAGAUGCCGAGAUUGGCUUGUUCUGCGCCAUUGUCUUGAUCACACCCGAUCGGCCGGGUCUGCGCAACAUUGAGUUGAUCGAACGCAUGUACAAUCGUUUGAAGGGCUGCCUCCAGACCAUCAUUAAUCAGAAUCGUCCUGACCAGCCGGAUUUCAUGAGCAAACUCUUGGAAACCAUGCCCGAUUUGCGCACCCUGAGCACUCUGCACACCGAAAAGUUGGUGGUGUUCCGCACCGAACACAAGGAGUUGUUGCGCCAACAAAUGUGGUCCAUGGAAGAGGAUCAACAGGUGUUGUCCAAGAGUCCCAAUGGCUGGGAUGAUCAUCGCAUGGAUGUUGAGGCCAAGAGCCCGUUGGGUUCGGUCUCCAGCACAGAGUCGGGAGAUUUGGAAUAUCAAAUUUCCUCCACCACCACCAGCAGCAGCGGCGGUGUGGUCAGUGCACCCCAUCACCUCAGUCAUCAUGGCAGCCAACAGACCUCCUCAUUGGCCUCCUCGGCCCCCUUGCUGGCUGCCACACUGUCCGGCACCUGCCCCCUGCGCAAUCGUGCCAAUUCAGGUUCGUCGGGAGAUUCUACCAAUGAACUGGACAUUGUGGGCUCCCAUGCCCAUUUGACCCAGAAUGGUUUGACAAUCACACCCAUUGUUCGGGCCCAUUCCCACCAACAGCUGCAUCAUCAUCUGACCAGUGCUCCGGCCCAGCAUCGUUAUCGCAAGUUGGACUCCCCCACCGAUUCGGGUAUUGAAUCGGGUAACGAGAAGACAGAGUGUGGUGGCAAGACCGUGAGCUCCGGUGGUUCCUCCUCUUGCUCCAGUCCGCGUUCCAGUGUUGAUGAUGCUCUCGAUUGCAGUGAGAACUCGGCGGCGGCAGCAGCAGCAGCAGCGGCGGCAGCCGUGGCCAGCAGUACCCAGGUAACGGUUUCUGUUUCACCGGUGCGCUCACCGCAGCCCAUGUCCGCAGCAGCCACCUCAACGUCCAACUCGUCAACAUCUCCCUCCACAAUGGGCGCCUCGGGUGCCACUUUGAAGCGGCAAAUUGUCGAUGACAUGCCGGUGCUGAAAAGAGUGCUGCAGGCUCCGCCACUCUACGAUACCAACUCGCUGAUGGAUGAGGCCUACAAGCCGCACAAGAAAUUCCGGGCCCUGCGUCAUAGGGAAUUCGAGGGCGCCGAGGCAGAUGCCACUAGCUCCACCAAUCCAGCAACGUCCUCGUCCUCAUCAUCAUCGAGCAUACCUGCCGCAGCAUCCAGCCCUCAAUUGGCUGCGGGUAACCAAAGUCCACCACCUGCGGCCAGCAACUCCACAAAUUCCGCUGGCCAAAGCCAGGUGCUUAUUGUGCCACAAGCCACGCAUUCCCCCCAGCCCACAUCGUUUGUGGCGGCCAGUUCCCCGCCAGCCAUUGCGGCCCAGCAUCAGAGUCAGCUGCAUAUGCACUUGACCCGGCCCACUCCCACCAAUUCCAACAGUGGGGCCCAUCAUCAGCAACAGCAGCCCUCAUCGUUGUCCAGUACCCAUUCCGUGUUGGCCAAGUCUUUGAUGGCCGAGCCCAGAAUGACGCCCGAGCAGAUGAAACGUUCCGACAUCAUACAAAACUAUAUUAUGCGGGAGUCUAGCUCGACGAACUUGAUGGCCUGUUCCCCACAUGGUCCAGGCAGUCGCAGUCCGGCCCCAGGGGCUGUGCAUGGUCUACAUGCUUUGUAUGGAGCCAGCAAUUCGCCCAGUAGCUCUCCAAACUCCAAUUGCAAUUCUCCCUCGACCACAACUGUGACGGCCUUGGCCUCACCGCCCGUCAAUGGGGCCGGCCGCUGGGCAGGACAUUCCGUUAUUACCACCACAACGAUAAACCAACGCCAGCAGUCGGUGUCGCCCAGCAGCAAUGGUUCAUCAUCAUCCUCCACCUCAUCAUCAGCCUCCUCAUCGUCAGCAUCGUCCUCGUCGGCGGGUUGCCAGUAUUUCCAAUCACCGCACUCCACCUCGGCCUCGGUGUCACCGCCCCGGCCCUCACCGUCGGCCAUGAACACACCGCCACGUCUGCUAGAGUUGCAGGUUGACAUUGCCGAUUCCCAGCAGCCGUUGAAUUUGUCCAAGAAAUCACCCACACCACCUCCCAGUAAAUUGCAGGCUUUGGUGGCGGCGGCCACAGCGGCUCAACGUUAUCCCACAGUGUCGGCUGAUGUUACCGUGACGGCCAGCAGUGGAGGUGCCGUGGCCACGGCGGCGGUGGCGGCAGCCGCCAGCAGUAGUGCAGCGGCCCAUCAGCAGGUGCAGAAGGUUAUGUUGGAAGCGUAAGUGGGGAAAGAGAAAUGUUCUCAAAUCAUGUUGAGAUUUAGUAGAUCUUGAUAGAGAGCAAGUGAGAGAGAGAGAAAGUGAGAGAGGGAAAGUAAGAGAUUUUGUUUCUAUGAUAAAAAGAGAGGAAUUGUUUCUUUUUUUUUUUGUAACAGUAUUUUUUUGGGAGACAAAAUACUUUCUCAGCUCUUUUCCUCCCCCUCAACACUCCCCAGCAGCCUGGUGUAAAUUUUGAUUGUUUCCGUGUAAAUUUUUUCUUCUGUGUGUAAAAAAAGCUACUUGAAAAAAAAAUAUUUUAAGAAUAUUUAAAACACAAUUCAAAAUGAUCGAGACUGAUGCAAAAACAAACAAACAAAAACACAACUUUGCAAAAUAAGAAAUACAAAAACAAAAAAAACAAACAAAGAAGUUUUAAGAAAAUCAUAGAGUAAAUGAGGAGUAAUCCUGGAGAUGAUGAUGAAGGCAGCCAAUCAAUACAAAACAAACACAAUAAACCAUUUCCUUAAAUAAAAACAUCCAAAUACAGGGGCGGGCAAUUAGAAAAAAAAUUGAAAUAAUUUUUUUGAUUUUUUUCAUUUGCUGUUAUUGUAAAAAAAAACCCCAAAUUUAAUGCUAAUGAUUAUAUAUAUAAAAAAAUUAAAUUAUUUAAAAAAAAAAACAACAGAAAACUGUACAAAAAAUUAUGCAUGCAAUUAUGUGAAAUAAAUAAAAAAAGUCCUUUUUUUAAAUUUAAAAAAAAAAUUAUUAAAAAAAUACCACUUAUAAUUAUAAGCUUGAAUUAAAAAAAAAAAUUGUAUUUAAAAAAAAAUAUUGAAAAAAAAUUACACACACACAAAUUUGAAAAACAAACCUGUAUUAAAUGAAACCAUUUUUUUUUAAAUUGUAAUAAUUUAAAAACAACACAAACAAAAACAAUUUUAAUUCUUACUUAACCCCUGUUAAAUAUAUUUUAAAAAUAAGUAAAAAAAAAAACAAAACAAAUAGAAAUUCGGCUAGAAGCCAGAACUUUUCAAGAAGAGAACUAAUUUCCUGGAGAUUUUAAUUAAAAAAAAAACAAUUUUCCCCCCCACAUGGGGGAAAAUGUUGGAAAUUUUCCUUAAUAAAAAUUUUCUUGGAAAAAGAGAAAGAAAAACUACCAAGAACUCUGCGAGUUUUAAAAAAAUGAUUACUAUGAUUUAUUAAUAUUUUAUAUUUAUGAUGAUGAUGAUGAUGAUUUUUGCUUUACAAAGAAAGUGGCAGUUGUUACAAAGAAAACGGAAAAAUAUACUAUAUUUUAUAAAAAAAAUAAUAAUAAUAACUAUAUUAAGCUAUACAUAAAAUACAUACUAUAUAUAUACUAUAUAUACAUUACUCUUUUUGUUUUUGCAGUUAUAAUUAUUAUUAUUUUGAUUAUUAUUAUUAUUAUUGAUUACAAUUUGUUUUUAUGUAUUUAAUUCUUUAAAUUUAACUAAAAGAUAAAACCAACCCC
Musca domestica (house fly) is the source of this 7224-nucleotide messenger RNA. RefSeq names its product ecdysone-induced protein 75B, isoforms C/D (gene Eip75B). Gene Ontology annotation, biological process: cell differentiation; hormone-mediated signaling pathway; positive regulation of transcription by RNA polymerase II. The record is from RefSeq and is a predicted model, not a curated record. Lineage: Eukaryota; Metazoa; Arthropoda; Insecta; Diptera; Muscidae. The transcript has 7 exons. Bases 1236 to 5759 code for a protein of 1507 amino acids. Gene Ontology annotation, molecular function: RNA polymerase II cis-regulatory region sequence-specific DNA binding; zinc ion binding; nuclear receptor activity.